UAUCUGCAGAUAAUGAAUGUGGAGAAUCAGACAAAGAUCACUGAGAUAAUAUUAUUGGGAUUCCAUCAACUUCAAAGACUGAGGACUGUUUUCUUCUCCGUAAUUCUUAUUGUUUAUUAUGUGACGAUAUCUGGAAAUACCAUCAUCAUGGUACUUGUGUCUUCUAAGAGACAUCUCCAUGUUCCAAUGUACUUCUUUCUUUCACAAAUUUCUAUCUCAGACAUUUUGUUGUCUACAAAUAUAGUACCUAAAAUGCUUUCUGUUGUCCUCCAUAAUGGUGGAAUUACGUCUUUUGCAGCAUGUAUUACUCAGUACUAUUUAUUUUGUGUCUUUGAAGUAUCAGAGUGUUUCAUUUUAACGGCAAUGUCUUAUGACAGAUAUCUAGCCAUAUGUGCCCCUCUGCAAUAUAACUCUUUAAUGGACUAUCGGCUUUGCAUUCAAUUAAUUUGUAUUUCCUGGAUCUUAGCUUUCUCUCUAGCAUUUAUUGUUCCAGUAACAAUAUCGCAAAUGGUAUUUUGUGGAUCAAAUGUCAUUGACCAUUUCUUCUGUGAUUUUGCUCCAUUGCUGGAGCUUUCUUGUUCAGACACCAUAACUGUACAAAUUGAAGGUUUAUUGUUAUGUGUUCCCAUACUGAUUAUCCCAUUUUUAAUUGUGUUGCUAUCAUACGUGUAUAUUGUCCUCGCCAUAGUAAGAAUUUCUACCACUACUGGAAGACAAAAAGCCUUCUCCACCUGUAGCUCCCAUUUGACUGUUGUUUCUUUAUAUUAUGGAAUACUCAUUAGCAUUUAUGCUGUUCCACCUAAACAAACAUCUCUGACUGUAAGCAAAGUCUUGUCUUUAUUUUAUACUGUGUUCACUCCAAUGCUUAACCCAAUAAUAUAUAGCCUGAGGAAUAAAGACAUCAAAGAAGCUCUAAACAAAUUAGUCAAUGAUAUUUACAGAGCAAAUAAAUGUAAAAGGAAUACCUAA
Molecule: messenger RNA, 969 nt
Organism: Pelobates fuscus (common spadefoot toad)
Lineage: Eukaryota; Metazoa; Chordata; Amphibia; Anura; Pelobatidae
Product: olfactory receptor 11L1-like
Exons: 1
Coding region: 13-969 (318 amino acids)
Biological process (GO): G protein-coupled receptor signaling pathway
Cellular component (GO): membrane
Molecular function (GO): olfactory receptor activity; G protein-coupled receptor activity
Source: RefSeq, a predicted model, not a curated record